AAACAGGCAGAACUGUUGGGUUGUCCAACAGACACAACAGGAUCCAUGUUGAUCUGUCUGAAAUCGAAACCAGUCGAAAGUUUCACUGAAACCAUGUCACGAUUUUUCGAGUGGUAUGGCGAUCCAAUUUUGGUAUGGUCAGCUGUCGUGGAACCAGAAGUACAGGGUGUUGAAAGAUUCUUAACUGCUCAACCUAUCGAUUUGAUCAGAGAAGGGAAAAUCCACGAAGUUCCUCUCAUCAUUGGUAUCACCGAGGGCGAAUUUGGUGGAGUUGUUACCGGCAUCGAGAGAUUAGUCAAAGAAGGAAAUACUUCCAUAUUCGAUACUCUAAAUACAAGAUGGAAUACUAUUGCGCCCAUGAGUUUUAUGUACGAAAGAGAUACACCUCGUUCGAAACAUAUUAGUCAAGAAUUGCAUCAAUUCUAUUUCGGAAAUCAACCGAUCAAUCGAGAAUCAUACGAUGGAAUAUCUCAAAUCUACGCUGAUAGCGUUAUUAUAUUCCCAGUACAUCGUGCCGCUCAACUGAUUGCUAAUAGUAGCAAACUUCCAGUUUAUUUCUACAAAUUUUCAUAUAAAGGACAUUUUAGUUUCGCCACGUGGAACGAUACCACUCCAUAUGGACCACCUGUACAUCACGAUGAUUUGCAAUAUCUAUUUUAUAUGAGUGCCAUUUUCCCUUACUUCAAUUCAUCCGACCCAGAAAUUCAAAUGGUCGAACGUUACACUGCAAUGUGGGCAAAUUUCGUACAUACCGGUGAACCCAUUCCGAACAAUGACGAGAUGUUUAACAAUGUUAAAUGGGAGAGAUUCACAAAGGAAAACGAUAAAUAUUUAAACAUCGAUUUACAUCCUACUAUGAAGCAGGGUAUCUUUCCCGAAAGAAUGGCUUUAUGGGAACGACUGUUCCCUUUGCCACCACCGUCUCACUCCAUUGAUUAUCAAAAAAGUAUAAAAUCUUGAUAAUAAUGCCAUAAUGCAAAUAACGAAUUGCACUUCACAUAUGUAUAUAUAUCGUUUCUAAAGUAGAGAGGAAUAAAACUCUACUGUUUUAAACAAUGAA
Molecule: messenger RNA, 1060 nt
Organism: Vespula pensylvanica (western yellowjacket)
Lineage: Eukaryota; Metazoa; Arthropoda; Insecta; Hymenoptera; Vespidae
Product: esterase E4-like
Exons: 5
Source: RefSeq, a predicted model, not a curated record